Messenger RNA from Macadamia integrifolia, 702 nucleotides. RefSeq lists its product as uncharacterized. Gene Ontology annotation, molecular function: calcium ion binding. Gene Ontology annotation, biological process: endoplasmic reticulum calcium ion homeostasis. The record is from RefSeq and is a predicted model, not a curated record. Gene Ontology annotation, cellular component: endoplasmic reticulum. Bases 1 to 702 code for a protein of 233 amino acids. The transcript has 2 exons. NCBI's taxonomy places the organism in Eukaryota, Viridiplantae, Streptophyta, Magnoliopsida, Proteales, Proteaceae.
AUGCCGAUGCUGAUGUCGACACCCUCUGGUACAUCCUCGCCCUCCUCUCCGUCAUCUCUGUCCUCGACCAAGAGCUCACUCGCUGCUCCGUCCUCGCCGCUACAGUUGACUUCGAAGGCUUCGGCGACGAAAGCCAACCAAUCACCUUCGUCACCGCCCUCUGUUCCCUCACCCAAAGCAUCAGCCUUUGACUACUGGGACGAAGACGAAUUCGAAGGAAUUCCGAUCACCGAACCCACACUAGUGACGACAGAAACUGCCAACAAAUCUUCCCCGGCGGAAGAUACGAAACCCAGUAAGCCACCUGCAAAGCCCAGGUCUUUCAUUAUCGAGGUCGCCUGCAUCAGUUUCUUGAUUUGUUUCGUGAUCAAUUACUUUACUGGGAAGAGAGAGAAUGAGAAGAUUGCUUUGGCUUGGGCUGCCAAGUUUGCCACUAAGGAUUCGAUCUUUGACGAGAAUUUUAGUUUAAUGGGUACUGGUGAUGGGAAGCCGCCAUUGUUGUUGAAAGAAGGGCAGAGUGUGUUCAAGUUCUAUGUUAGUGGGAGGAGGUUCUGUCGGGGUUGGUGGCUACCAUGGAGCUCCAGAUUCGGCCUUAAGGGAGAGACGAUGUCGGCUCUGACCUUUAACGCGAAGCCAACGGCGACAGACGAUAGAGCAGCGUUUACGGUCUGGGAAACACAGGGACUGGAAGAUGUAGGCUAA